UACAACUGCCACUCCCCAUAACACGACCAAUUAAAGCCAUUACUGACAAGACAAAGUUGCCUAUCUUUAGCGUUUGGGAACGGGAAAACUUUAAACGAGCCGCUAUGUGUUUGUAGUCAAGAUACAUUUUAUUAAACCUAGUAGAAAAUGUUCAGGCUUGAUUGGUGACCCACGGGGGUCCUUCCGUAAAACCAAAUUUCAAGAAACCGCCUCUUUUCACUCUAAAUAUAGGCUUUAGUUACACGACCUGUACUUAAGCGAUAGUACCGUUUUAACGGCGGAUAUGGGAUUCUGCUGAAUUACAGCUUUUCCGGAGGGGAUAUUUGGACUACCGGAGAAAGGAGCUAUAGUAGGAUGCUACAAAAUGACUUGAUAUUUGACUUCUGUGCGGCUCCAGUCAAUUCAAGAUACUGUCUGACAGCUUUGGCAAAUAACAGUUACCGUGCACAAGGGGGUUUGGAGACAUUUAUCAGCAAAACCUCCAGGUGCUAAAGCCAAAUCCACAGCUAACGUGAAAACGCGAGCACCAUUUCCGGGCUCGUGACAUCGGCUAUAGUGGAGCUGGACGUCGGUGUGAAGGACGCGGGGAGCGGAGCGGUGUCUGUUACACUACCUGGGCUGGUGGACGACAUGGCUACGGGAAAGGGAGCAGGGAAGCCCGCCUCGCUAUGGGACAGUAUGCGGAUACGGUUCAUAAUUUGCUUCCUCGGAGUCUUUGUGUGUUACUUUUAUUACGGAAUACUGCAAGAGACAAUCACUCGAGGUGAUUAUGGCCAAGGAGACAAGAAGGAGAAGUUCAGAUUCGCCCGGACGCUGGUCUUCAUCCAGUGCAUUAUCAAUGCUUUGUUUGCUAAGCUCUUGAUCCAUUUUUUUGAGGGCUCCAAGCUGGAUCAUACCAAGAGCUGGCUCUAUGGGUUAUGUUCCCUCUCUUACCUUGGGGCCAUGGUGUCCAGUAACUCUGCCCUUCUGUAUGUCAGCUACCCCACGCAGGUGUUGGGGAAAUCCUGCAAGCCCAUACCAGUGAUGAUCCUUGGUGUUACAUUACUGAGGAAAAAGUAUCCAUUCGCUAAGUACUUGUGUGUACUGCUGAUUGUGAGUGGUGUGGCUCUCUUCCUCUACAACCCCAACAAGGUCUCAGCUUUGGCCGACGACCACGUUUUUGGGUUUGGGGAAACUCUGCUGCUUGUAUCUCUGACACUGGAUGGUUUGACUGGUGUGGCCCAGGACCACAUGAGGGCUCGCUUCCAGACGAGCGCCAACCACAUGAUGCUGAACAUCAACUUGUGGUCCACUCUGGUGCUGGGGCUAGCUGUGCUGUGGACAGGGGAGGUAUGGGAGUUCCUGAGUUUCACUGAACGCCACCCAAACAUCUUCUACAACAUUCUUCUGUUUGGACUAACCAGUGCUUUAGGCCAGACCUUCAUCUUUAUGACGGUGGUAUACUUUGGGCCUUUGACCUGCUCCAUCGUCACCACCACGAGGAAGUUCUUCACCAUCCUUGGCUCUGUUAUUCUGUUUGGCAACGUCAUGACUAUGAUGCAGUGGGUUGGCACCAUCCUAGUUUUCCUUGGUCUCGGAUUGGAUGCUAAAUUUGGCAAAACCCCCAAGAAGACAACACACUAAAACAUCUGGAGUACUUGAGAGAGAGAGAGAGAGAGAGAGACAAACAUAGCAGAACAAAUGCAAACACUUUAUAGCAAGUAUCUUAUUUUCAUACAACAUCCUCUACAAGCUAAUGUGUGUGCCUCUGAUUUGUUCAAGUACAGUCAGAUUUUUAACAUAACUGUAUUUUAUAGAUACUGUAGUUGUGGUA
Monopterus albus (swamp eel) is the source of this 1813-nucleotide messenger RNA. RefSeq names its product solute carrier family 35 member B1 (gene slc35b1). Lineage: Eukaryota; Metazoa; Chordata; Actinopteri; Synbranchiformes; Synbranchidae. The coding region runs from base 631 to 1623 and encodes 330 amino acids. Gene Ontology annotation, cellular component: Golgi membrane; endoplasmic reticulum membrane. Gene Ontology annotation, biological process: UDP-galactose transmembrane transport. The record is from RefSeq and is a predicted model, not a curated record. Gene Ontology annotation, molecular function: UDP-glucose transmembrane transporter activity; UDP-galactose transmembrane transporter activity. The transcript has 9 exons.